Liolophura sinensis is the source of this 1849-nucleotide messenger RNA. RefSeq lists its product as uncharacterized. Gene Ontology annotation, cellular component: membrane. NCBI's taxonomy places the organism in Eukaryota, Metazoa, Mollusca, Polyplacophora, Chitonida, Chitonidae. The record is from RefSeq and is a predicted model, not a curated record. The transcript is spliced from 7 exons. Bases 68 to 598 code for a protein of 176 amino acids.
CUUUUUCCUGGGAUGUCACUGUACACUGUUAAUCGUCGUAUUCCUGGUGGCCGUGGGAGGAGGAAUCAUGGCUCUACUGUUCAAACUCUCUGUAAUAGAUGACUUCCAGAACAAGAUGAAAGACACUCUGGUCACCAAAUAUGGUUUUCACAUAGACUCUCCAGAAAACAAAAUAGUUACGGAUAUUUGGAAUGUUAUGCAGAGAAAGUUACAGUGCUGUGGGGUCUCGGGUAACGCCAAUUCCUCCACGUCCUGGGCCAUAUACAAACUCGAAUCUCAUUGGUAUACACAAUUUGUGACAGGUCGACCUUACGUACCAGAUACAUGUUGCAGGCCGUUCAGCGACGAUAAUAUAUGUACAGGUCUCCGUCCCAUCAAGGGUUUACCCAGCCUGGGUCCCACAGCAUUACAUAAUAUCACCAUGCAGGACAACCCAAACAUCAACACCAAUGGAUGCUCUGAAAAAAUCCAAGACAUUCCAAAGAGAGAUAUCUUGAUAGUUUUGAUAUUUUCAGCUGUGUUAGCCACACUUUCGAUUAUCAACUUGACCAUGUCUUUGUGUCUCUGUAAAAAUCCACGACAGUACGAUUUUAGAUGACGUCAUGCCCUCAUCAACAGCAACUGAACAACGUCAAACGAUAACAAGCUCACAAUUUCGUACAACGCCCGGUCCUUAUAUCUACAGUAUAAGUGACUGAAAAACAAUGCAGGAUCUAAGCGAAUGACCUGACUUGUCUUCAGGUGCUUAUCAGUAACAACUACAAGCAAAACAGGGUGUAAACUCACGACUUCAGAAGACACAAAGCAACAACUACAAAAUCGAAACAGGACUUAUGCUGAUGUCCUCAGAUAUUUAAAGAAAAUUCCCAUAUCAGCAGCACCUGGAUAAAAACACAAGAUCGAGAGCUAUAUAUAGCGACGACACCAAAUUUUUUUCACUGAUAAGAGUGCGCGGAAGCAAAUGACAUCUGGGCAUAUAAUCAACAAGGACAUGAAACACAGGCCAGAAAUUAGUGACUCUAUCAACGAUUGGGUCAUAUUGAUGAUAUUCACCAGAAUUGGCAGACAGAUUAGAAUUACAGGUCAUUAUUCUGCUAGUAUUUUGAUGGUAUUCGUCUGCCGCAAUGUAGCUGACAUUUUUUUUUUGUUUUAUUUGGUUUCAAAUUGUGACAAACGUACAUACAUGUAAGCUUAUUUUUACAAAUGAACCUGGGGAAAUAUUAAUAUAUCGGAUAACAGGUUUUAAUUAAAUAUUUCUAUUGUGUAUAUAGUGCAAUGUAAUUUAAAUUUAUUUUGAUCUCGGGAUAUGAUUACCUUUUGAAGAUGUCUUUCGGGUAGUUUUGCUGUAGAUCCACUUUAUGAAAACUUUAAGUAUUCUAUUAUCUCUGAUUCGUUUGCCGGCCAGAACCAUACUAGCUUGGUCAUCAUGCAUCUUACAGGGGUGGUUAGAUGUGUUGAUACAAAGAACAUUUUAACGCAUAAAUAAAUGGUUAAUUUUAACAGAAAUCUGUUGUCCGAGUGAUGCUAGAAUGUAUUCUAUUAUAGCAUUAUAUGUAUUUUUGUAUUGUAUUAUAUUAAUUCAGCAUAAAAAUUGCGUUAGACUAACAGGAUAUUAUACUGAAUAUGACAUAAUAUUGCGUUAUAAUGGCAAAAUGCAUUUUAACAUUACUCAAACAACCGACGUUCUGUUAAAAUUAAGAGAGUAUUUUUGGAGUGCAUACCGUCAUAGUCACGACAAGUUGUCAACAUUCAUGGAAAUUAACUUCAUGGCUGAAUACUGUGUGUGUGUGUGUGGUACCUUGGGGGAUUAUAGAGCGGAAACCCUACAAGGAACGCCACCUAUAGGGAA